UGGUACAGUCACAAAUGCGUAGGGUCCUUUGCUUCCCCCUGCUGACACCCGGCAGCGGCACAGGGUGGGCUGUGGCUCCAGCCAGCCGUGGGAGUGGGGAAACUAAUGAGGAUGGGCUUUGUUGGCAAGAGCUCCUUCAUCCCACAGCUCCCCCGGUGCUGCUGCCGAGAGGUGCGUGAGCGGGCGGACAGGAGCAAUAAAAGCAGCUGAGUCCCCCCUGCACCUCAUCACCUGCGUGCCAAGCACAGCUCUGGGGUCCCACUGGAGAGGACGUGCCCAGACGGCUCUCUCUGAAAGCUGGAUUUUGUGGCUCCUCUGCCUAGUCUCCCAGACACACAGGUGAAUGGAUUUGGCACCCCUGGCACUCUCAGACACCCAAAAAGGCUCUUCACAAUGACUGCUGGCCUGGAGAAAGCCUGCCACCGGUGCAUAUCAAAAAUUGCCAGCAAUGCAUGCUUUAUAUUUGGGCUCCUUGCUUUCCUUGCCUUACCACUGUCCAUGACUUUUAUAGGAAUGAAGUUUUUGGAAGAUUGCCCAGUUCAGCCACUAAUUCCAUUAUAUCUGUUGGUGGGUGGCGUGAUUGGCAGCUUAAAGGUGACCCUCCUGCUGUACGACUCAGCCAGGAUGAGGCAGCUGCUUUCCAAGUCCGUUGUGAUUGAUGACGAUGACGAUGACGAAUAUCCCUGGAGGCAGAAUGCUCACAAGUACUACACCCAUCUAACCCUCAGCCUUUUCCUUUUUCUUUGGUUCAUUCUUGGGAACUACUGGGUUUUUUCUGUGUACCUGCCAAACUUCAUCCCACCUUUCCAUCAGCCUCAGGAUUACUGUGACAAAACCCUGUACAUUUUUGCUGUUGGUGUUCUCAUCAUUAGCCAUACUGUUCUCUUUCUCCUUAUCUUUUGUAGCUGCUGCAUAUAUUGUUUUUCCAGGCAAAGACACUUUUCUGAGGAAGACUAAAUGCCGCACAAGUAAAGCCCCAGAUGUUCAGGAAAGAGUGUAUAACAAAGAAUAGGCAAUAAUUCACCCUUGUGUACAUCUUUGUUGUACUAUAUAUAUGUACAAUAGCAGACAACUGCAAGAGGAAAUUGUAGAAUACCAUGCCAUCUGGGAAAAGCUAUGCUGGAAUUCAGCAUAGUCAAUGUAAAAUUGCUGCUGUGAAUGGCAGGGUGCACUCCUGCUGACUUCUACAUCCCUUUUUUAACUCUUGGAUAGUCUAUCUGGAGCAAGCUCUUGCAGAUGGUGAACUCUAAAACCAGGUCCCCUAAUGUUGUUUCAGCAUAGUACAUCUUUGCCUAUAAAAGCAACCACGUUGUCCUUUUCACAUGGAUCUGAACUUCUCUGUAGCCUUGCUGUGGUAUGUUACUGUCCCUGUAUUACAAAUGAGGGAGCAGAAACAAAGACAUAAAGGGCUGUAUUCAGACCACCUUGCAUGGUGCAUGGACUUUGACAGCAACUUAGGUGCUCACUACAGAGCUACUGUUAGACCAGCCAGGAAGUAGCUAUGAGAGAAAUAUGAGCAUGUAUAAAAGGCAGCCUGCAUAUGGCCCCCAGGUAUCUUCUGAACUUGGAUUUGAAAGCAUUUAUAUCUACCUUUGGUGCUAAAACAGAUAGUCUGAAUAUACCUAUAUAUAGCCAAAACAUCUAAACUGAGCCGAGGCCACAAUACAAAUCUUUGGCAGAACAAUAUAUGCUCAGCAUUCUCCAAUCUGGGGAGACUGUUCUUCUCCAUUUCUUGUAUAGCAGUAAUUUGUCAGUACCACACCAGUGCAAAGGUGGUUGUCAAACCAUUGUGACCACAUCCACAGAAAAACUGAUGAUGUUAUGUAGGUGUUUUAAAUAUAAAAGAUAAUAAAAAGUACACGGGCAGGGAUGUAAGAAUUUCAAGUGGAUGUGUUCACUAAAGCA
This is a messenger RNA of Pezoporus flaviventris, 1905 nucleotides long. RefSeq names its product transmembrane protein 272 (gene TMEM272). The transcript has 5 exons. The coding region runs from base 394 to 957 and encodes 187 amino acids. The record is from RefSeq and is a predicted model, not a curated record. Lineage: Eukaryota; Metazoa; Chordata; Aves; Psittaciformes; Psittacidae.